Molecule: messenger RNA, 2777 nt
Organism: Mercurialis annua (annual mercury)
Lineage: Eukaryota; Viridiplantae; Streptophyta; Magnoliopsida; Malpighiales; Euphorbiaceae
Product: U-box domain-containing protein 35-like
Exons: 10
Coding region: 152-2512 (786 amino acids)
Biological process (GO): protein phosphorylation
Molecular function (GO): protein kinase activity; ATP binding
Source: RefSeq, a predicted model, not a curated record
UACCAUUAUUAAGAAAUGAUGUUUUUUUUUUUCAUAGUUAGGAUUUGAUAUAAUCAAGCUUGGGAUUUCUGGGUUGGUUUGCUAGUUUUGCAUUUCUUAUCUCUGCCAUAAAACUUCAAUCACAUACAAAUAAGGCAAGGGAAUUGAAAAGAUGGUUAGAAAGAAUGCAGAAUUAGCAAGGAAGGAUUCAGAAAAGUUGGAUGAUAGUGUAGUGGUGGCUAUAGACAAAGAUAAAGGCAGCCAGUAUGCCCUUAAAUGGGCUGUUGAUCAUUUUCUCAGCAAGGGCCAAUCUGUUAUUCUUCUUCAUGUUUCUAUCAAAUCAUCACCAAAUCAUUCUCCUUCUGGAGGAGGAAACUUUAUUGGCAACACGGAUUCUCAUGAAGAGGCUUCGAGGGCGCAUAGCAAACAACUUGACUCUGAAGCAAGGGAUCUGUUCCUUCCAUUCCGAUGUUUCUGCACGCGAAAGGAUAUAAAGUGCCGAGAGGUUGUCGUGGAGGAUACGGAUAUACCAAAAGCAAUUGUAGAUUAUGCAUCAGCAAAUCUAAUUGAGACAUUGAUACUUGGUACACCAACAAGAGGAGGCAUCAUUGUAAGAAAAUUCAAGACAACAGAUGUUCCCAGCACUGUCUCCAAAACUGCACCAGAAUUCUGCAAUGUUUAUGUCAUCAAUAAAGGCAAAGUUUCUUCUUUACGCAAUGCUACUGCUCCUGUGCCUGCUAAACCUGCUAAUCCUUCCCCUCAAGCAAUGUUGCAACACAAACCCAGCCAUCUUAUUGUACCCGAUCACAGGAAUCCUCGAGGCUCCAGAGACAUGUCAUUCUACGGGUCAGCUCCAAAUAGCGCCCAUGAAGAGCCAGAAAUGAUCAAGUCUCCAUUUACUAGAGGUAGAAGUUCAUUAAGCAAAUCAUACGAGUCUUACACACCUGAAAUGGACAUAUCAUUUGUGAGCAAUGGAAGGCCGAGCAGUUCGGAUCGCAUGCUCCUUUCGUCUUUCCAUGACAAUAAUGGAGAUCCUGGAAUGACCCCGCCUGGAAUGACCCCUCGAAGAACAAGCGUCAGCUCUGGGUCUUUGCAAUCAGCAGGGACAUCCACAGAUGCUGGUUCCCAUUACUCGGGAGGCUCCCAUGAAAGUGGGCAAACUACAUGGUAUUCACAUAACAUGGAUGAUGUGGAAUCCGAAAUGAGGAGACUAAGACUAGAGCUGAAGCAAACAAUGGACAUGUAUAGUUCAGCAUGCAAGGAGGCACUCUCAGCAAAGCAGAAGACUAGAGAAUAUCAAAGGUGGAAAUUGGAAGAACAACACAGAUUUGAAGAAGCAAGAAUAGCAGAAGAAGCUGCAUUGGCAUUAAUAGAGAAGGAGAAAGCCAAGUGCAGGGUAGCCAUUGAAGCAGCACAACAAGCUCAGAGACUUGCUGAAAUGGAAGCACAAAGAAGAAUGGGUAUAGAGAUAAAAUCCAUAAGCGAAUCUGAAGAGAGUAGGAGGAGAGAAUCUUGGUCACCAAAUGAUCUUAGGUACAGAAGAUACUCCAUUGAAGAGAUUGAAGAAGCAACCGAUGAUUUUCACGAGCGCCGCAAGAUUGGGGAAGGAGGCUAUGGGCCAGUGUACAAGUGUUACUUGGAUCACACGGAGGUUGCUGUCAAAGUUCUACGUGCAGAUGCAGCUCAAGGCAUGUCACAGUUUCAUCAAGAGGUUGAAGUAUUAUCCUGCAUACGGCACCCAAACAUGGUUCUUCUCCUCGGAGCUUGUCCAGAAUACGGUUGCUUGGUCUAUGAACACAUGUCUAAUGGCAGCUUAGACGAUCGUCUAUUCCGCCGAGGGAACACCCAACCACUUCCUUGGCAAGUAAGAUUCAGAAUUGCAGCAGAAAUUGCAACAGGACUUCUCUUCCUCCACCAAACCAAGCCAGAGCCGCUAGUCCACCGUGAUCUAAAACCAGGCAACAUUCUGCUAGAUCGUAAUUUCGUGAGCAAAAUCAGUGAUGUUGGUUUAGCAAGACUCGUCCCUCCGUCAGUAGCGGAUUCCGUGACUCAGUACCGAUUAACAUCAACAGCAGGAACAUUUUGUUAUAUUGAUCCAGAAUAUCAGCAGACAGGAAUGCUCGGAACAAAAUCUGACAUUUACUCAUUCGGCGUCCUCCUCCUACAAGUAAUGACGGCAAGAUCGCCGAUGGGGCUAGCUCAUCAAGUUGAAACUGCAAUAGAAGAAGGGAAUUUCAGCAAUGUACUUGAUCCGACAGUUCCGGACUGGCCGAUGGAAGAAACGCUGUCAUUUGCCAAGUUGGCGCUGCAAUGUGCAGAACUAAGAAAGAAAGACAGGCCGGAUUUAGGGAAGGUGAUACUACCGGCGCUGAACAGAUUGAGAGUAUUCGGAGAACAAAACAUGCCGUAUCCCAUGUUCGGAGGUACAUUUAGCACCACAAAUUCUACAAUUCACAGCAAUUAUUCCUCACUUCAAGCCACGACCAGUGACGGACCGUCUGCAUCUGAUAGUUCAAGCCUUUCAAGUUCAUGAUCCCGGCUUUCGACUCGAUUAGGCUAAUUGUUUUUCGUGUUUAGACAAAGAAGACACGGUUAUGACUCGCGGACACGAAUUAUGAGGUCUAAUUAGGAGUGGAAGUGUUGUGUUAGAUUGUACAAGUUGUAAUUAUAUAAUUUUUUUUGGUUUUGGUUUCAUCUCCAGUGGCUAAUAUGAACACUGUCAAAUGUUGAUCCAAGGUCUACUACAGUUGUAUAGCUCAAAAGUGAUGAAUCAGAUAAAAACUUUUUUGCUCCUUUCA